Molecule: messenger RNA, 1374 nt
Organism: Symbiodinium necroappetens
Lineage: Eukaryota; Dinophyceae; Suessiales; Symbiodiniaceae
Source: the annotation of a GenBank genome assembly
GAUAAGCUCAACCAUGGCAGUGUGCAAGGGUUCCCAAGCUAUGAGGAGGCCAACGAGCUUCUCGAGCAGUUCCUGCGCUCCAAUCCGAACGAGCUUGAGAAGCGGCAGAUCGGAACGAGCUUCCAGAGUCGACCGAUGUACGCAUACGUUCUGGCCACCCCAACUGGAAGGCAAAACAAGCCCCAAGCACUGCUGACAGCUCUCAUGCAUGCUCGCGAGCCAGCUGGCUUGACUGUCCUGCUGUACUUCCUCGGUCAUUUGCUGGAGAAGUAUAGCCGUGGUGAUCCUGAUGCUACUUACAUUCUGAACAUGCGCGAAAUCUGGUUCCUGCCCUUUGUCAACCCUGACGGCUACAUUGCUAACAAGGGUUUACGCAACAAGGUGAUUCGGAAGAACCGGCGACCGACGUGCAGGUCAUCGGUCGAUGGCGGUGUCGACAUUAACAGGAACUUUGCCGUGCAUUGGUCCAGCAGCUUUGGUGGAUGCAGCGAAGAGCAUGGUGGAUCGCAACCUUUCUCCGAGCCUGAGACGCAAGCCUUCAAAAAAAUCUGCGAGGAGAACGCGUUCAAGACAGCGAUGAACUUCCAUGCCUAUGGAAGCAUGCUGACACACCCGUUCAACUGGGCAACCCAGGACCUCAUGCCUGCAGAGGACAAGAGGGUGUACCAGGAGAUCGCUCGGGUCUUCGGUUACAAGAAGUUCGGGCCCGCGAUUAAGACCGUGGGCUACACCACUUCCGGGGAGUCCGACGAUUGGAUGUACUCAGCGAGGCACAUCAUCUCGAUGUCUCCAGAGGUGGGACCUGAAAGUGGGGGCUUCUGGCCUCCAUCAUCUCAGAUCGACGGCAUUGAUACCCGCAACUUCGACCGUGCUUUGUACGUGGUCGGCAAGGCUGGGAUGGAGUUGGGCACUGAAUGGGUUCAGCAGCCACUUCCGCCAUCAGGUGCCGACCUUUCUGCUCUUCCAGGAGGCCCUCCACACCAUCUCCUAAAGCUCAGGAUCACCAAUCGUGGCCUGACCGGCAGCCAUGGGAAGGUGCUGCACAUCGCUGUGCGCGGGGUCGUAACUGAAGGUGCAGCUGCAGGCGAUGCAGUCGGCCUGCUCGUGUCAAAGGGUGAGGAGGAUGAUGAGACACGCGAAAUGUUGACUUCUGACCACGGGAUCCUCGCUUGGAAGGCCAAGGCCAUUCCAAGCCGAUCCUUCGAAGAGUUUCGCAUGUACAUCUCAAGGUCCAGGGAGCCAGAGGGCCAAAAAAGAUUGCAGACUUGUGUGGCGGAGGCAUCGGGGACAUCAGCUUGUCAGUGCUCUGAGCCUUCUCCUGAGGCAUGCUGUCACAACAAACACGUCAACGUGGUUCAUUCAUGCUCACUCUGA